AUGCCGUGGCCCUUCUCGGAGUCCAUCAAGAAGAGGGCCUGCAGGUACCUGCUGCAGCGCUACCUCGGCCACUUCCUGCAGGAGAAGCUCAGCCUGGAACAGCUCAGCCUCGAUCUCUACCAGGGCACCGGCUCCUUGACGCAGGUCCCGCUGGACAAGUGGUGUCUGAAUGAAAUCCUGGAGUCUGUAGAUGCGCCUCUGGAAGUCACAGAUGGCUUUAUCCAGUCAAUUUCAUUAUCUGUUCCAUGGGGGUCCUUGCUGCAAGAUAACUGUGCAUUGGAAGUAAAAGGAUUAGAGAUGGUCUUCAGGCCAAGACCAAGACUUGCAUCUGGCUCUGAGCCUAUGUACUGGUCAAGUUUUAUGACGAGUAGUAUGCAACUUGCAAAAGAGUGUCUUAGCCAAAAAUUGACGGAUGAACAAGGAGAAGGGUCCCAGCCUUUUGAAGGACUUGAGAAAUUUGCAGAAACUAUUGAAACAGUUCUAAGAAGAGUGAAAGUUACGUUUUUAGAUACUGUUCUGCGAAUUGAACAUGUGCCGGAAAACUCUAAAAGUGGAAGUGCACUUGAAAUCCGAGUAGAAAGAACGAUAUACUGUGACGAAACUGCAGAUGAAUGCUCUGGAAUUAACGUGCAUCAGCCCACAGCCUUUGCUCAUAAGUUGCUUCAUCUCUCAGGUGUCUCUCUCUUCUGGGAUGAGUUUCCUGCAUCAACAAAGUCCUCCCCAGUCUGCUCAGCUACACAGCUGGCAACUGAACCAAAGCUUUCACCUAGCUGGAACCCAAAAAUCACUUAUGAGCCACAUCCACAAUUAACACGGAGCUUGCCAGAAAUUACUCCCUCUGACCCUGUACAGAUCAGUAAGCUGACUGGUAGAAUGGAGUUGAGCCUAACAUUAAAGCAAAAUGAAGUACUUCCUGGAGCAAAGUUGGAUGUAGAUGGACAAAUAGAUUCCAUGCAUCUAUUUCUGUCGCCAAGGCAGGUACAUCUUCUAUUGGACAUGGUAGCAGCUAUUGCUGGACCAGAGAGCCUAAGCAGGAUAGAACUGUCAAAUAAAGACAGGAAAAACCGACCAAUGCAACAGGAAGAUGAGUAUCGGAUUCAGAUGGAGUUGAAACGUUAUUUAAGAAAAGAGUCUUUAUCUGCAGGAGCAUCAUCUGAGCAAAGCUUCUAUGAGACAGAGAGUGCCAGAACGCCUUCGAGUCGUGAAGAAGAAGUUUUCUUCUCAAUGGCUGAAAUGGACAUGUCUCACAGCCUUUCCUCCCUUCCGCCACUUGGAGACCCUCCAACUAUGGAUCUAGACUUGUCUCUAACCAGUACAUACACAACUACACCAGCAGGAUCUCCACUGAGCACUACUGUGCUUCAGCCAACUUGGGGUGAUUUUCUUGAUCGUAACAAACAAGAACUGCAACCACCAAGAGGUUCUUCACUUGCAGCCAAUGUGGUUCACCAAGCUUCCUUAAGAAGGACGUCUAUUCCAUCCAGAUCUGUUUCAGUGGAUGAAUCCAGGCCUGAGCUUCUUUUUAGACUGGCAGUGGGAACUUUCUCAGUGUCUGUACUGCACAUUGACCCUUUACCCCCACCUGAAAGUUCACUGAAUCUUAAUCCAUUGACACCAAUGGCUCGGGAUUUCUUUACCCGAAUAGAAAAGAUUGAGCCAGUUAAGUUUGCAACAGAAGAUUUUCUGUCCUUCCGAGAAGUAUUUGCGGAAGCUUGUUCUCAUGAUCACCUUAGAUUUAUAGGUACUGGCAUCAAAGUCUCCUAUGAACAAAGACAAAGGGCUACUUCUCGAAGUUUCAGUACUGAUUUAUCCGUUGGGGAAAUGGAGUUCUUGGAAUGCCUUUUCUCUACUGACUCUCAUUCCAUUCAGCCUCACUAUACAGAGCUGUUGACAUUUCACUCUAAAGAAGAAAAUGAUUCUCAUGCUGUGCCAUGCCUUCAGCUUCAUUAUAAGCACUCAGAUAACAGAGGACCUCAGGGUAGUCAAGGGAGACUAAGUUCCGUUCCACAAAAAGCAGAGCUACAAAUAAAGUUAAGCCCAGUGUUUUGUGAAUUGGAUAUUAGUAUUGUAGACAGAUUAAAUUCUUUACUUCAACCUCAGAAACUAACUACAGUGGAGAUGAUGGCAUCUCAUAUGUACACUUCUUACAACAAGCAAUUUAGUCUGCAUAAAGCAUUUACUGAAGUUUUUCUGGAUGAUUCACAUACUCCUGCAAACUGCAGAGUUUCCGUUCAAGUCACUGCGCCAGCAUUAAAUCUCUCUGUUCGCUUCCCGAUACCUGACUUACGAUCAGAUCAGGAAAGAGGACCUUGGUUUAAGAAAUCACUUCAGAAGGAGAUUCUUCAUCUUGAAUUCACAGAUGUGGAAUUUAAGACUGAGUUUAUAGGAGGGUCAACUCCAGAGCAACUUAAAUUAGAACUCACCUUUAAAGAGCUAACCGGCUCCUUUGAAGAAGAUAAAGGAGAGGCACCAAUAAAAUUUUUUCAAGUAUCUGGUGGCAUCGAUGGAGAUAUGACAUCAUCAGAUAACUUUGACUGGCCUCGGAUUGUAUUGAAAAUAAAUCCUCUAGCUGUGCACUCGAUCCUGGAAAGGAUAGCAGCAGAGGAGGAAGAAGGAGAUGGUAACUUUCAAGAGGAAGAAGAAGGAGGGUCUCAUUCUUUGAAGGAUGUCUGUGAUUUUAGAAGACCAGAGCCUUCUCCUUUUUCUUCUCGUAGGGUCAUGUUUGAAAACGAAGAGAUGGUGAUGCCAGGAGAUGUAGUUGAAAUGAUGGAAUUUCAGGAUAAAACAAUUAGUAAUUCUCAUUAUGUCCUGGAACUCACAUUACCAAACAUUCACUUAACGUUACCAAGCAAAAGCUUUUAUGAAAAACUUUACAAUAGGAUCAGCAAUGAUUUAUUGCUGUGGGAACCCACAGCUCCGUCUCCUGUAGAAACAUUUGAAAACCUUUCUUAUGGUGUUGGACUAUCUGUGGCCAGCCAGCUCAUCAAUACUUUUAGUAAAGACAGCUUUAGUCAGUUUAAAUCUGCAGUUCAUUAUGAUGAUGAGAGCGGAUCUGAGGAGGAAACGCUGCAGUAUUAUUCCACAGUCGAUCCAAACUAUCGUUCACGCAGAAGGAAAAAACUUGACUCUCAGAAUAAGAACUCACAAAGUUUCCUCUCUGUUGUGUUAAAUGUUAGUCAUGGAUUAGUUUCAAUAUUCACAGAUAUAAAGAAAGAUGAUGGAAAUAUAGUGGAAGGAAAAUACGGUGAAUUCUGGUUAGAAUUCAACAGUGGUUCCCUUUUCAGUGUGACUAAAUACGAAGGCUUUGAAGAUAGACACUACAUUUGUCUUCAUUCUAGCAGCCUCAAUUUAUAUCACCAAGGUUUGGUGGAUGGGGUUGUCCCUUCGUCUGAGGUCCGGCUGCCCAGCACAAUACGGCCCCACUGGUUGGAACCAACCAUUUGCUUCUGUGAAGAGGACGGCCUUAGUAGGACUGCGCUGGAUGGUGUGGGAGGGGAGUCUCUGAACAUGCUGACCGUUGCAGUCAAAAUACAGUCAGAUAAACUGGAGAAUAACACAAAGGAAUUUCUAGUUGCUGUUGGACUAAGAGGAGCUACCCUGCAGCACAGAGUCCUGCCUUCAGGUUUAACCUGGCACGAACAGAUUUUAUAUUUCCUGAAUAUUUCUGAUGAGCCUGUCUUGGGAUAUAAUCCUCCAGCUACAGUUACAACCUUUCAUGUCCAUCUGUGGAGUUGUGCUCUUGAUUACAGGCCUUUGUAUUUGCCAGUCAGGUCUCUACUUACAGUUGAAACUUUCAGCAUUUCCAGCAGUGUUGCAGUAGAUAAAUCCUCUUCUACUCUGAGGAUAAUUUUAGAUGAAGCUGCUUUGCAUCUGUCUGACAAGUGCAAUACUGUCACCGUGAACCUUCAUAGAGAUUAUGUCCGUGUUAUGGAUAUGGGACUUCUGGAAUUAACCAUUACAACAGUAAAAUCUGGUUUUGAUGGAGAAAGAACUAAACCACGUUUUGAGCUGCACUGUUCCAGUGAUAUUAUCCAUAUUCGUACCUGCUCUGAUUCGUGUGCUGCACUAAUGAAUCUUAUACAAUAUAUUGCAAGUUAUGGUGAUUUACAUCCACCUGCAAAGACAGAGAUGAAAUCUGGAGUCAGCAAGACAAAAAUGAAGGCAGAUACCUUUAGCCAGCCGUCUUCCCAAGGCCCAAUCCUUGCCGAAUCAGAGCAGCAGAUUUUACGGGAUUUGAUGAGUGAUGCUAUGGAGGAGGUUGAGCCGCGUCGGACUGCUUCCCCCACGAAGCCAGAGUCUAAUGGAGUUUUGGACGACAGCUCCCAAACUCAAGAGCCAUCUUGUUCAGAUCUCUUCUUGUUUCCAGAUGAAAGUGGAAAUGUUUCACAAGAGUCAAGUCCCCCUUACUCUUCCUUCACUCAUCACCUGUUAAUUGAAAGUGAUGAUUUCUGCUUUCUCUUUGCACCCAAAGUUUCUGUAACUGCAAAAGAGGAAGAGCCAGUAGUAAGAGUAAUGGUGGAUGAUGCAAUUAUCAUAAAGGAUAAUCAUUUCAGCCAACCUGUUAAAAAAGCAGAUACAAGCAAAGCUCCCCUUCACUUUCCUGUUCCUUUGGUACGCUAUGUUGUAAAGGAAAUCUCUCUUAUUUGGCAUCUUUAUGGUGGAAAAGAUUUUGGAACUGCGCCACCAACUUCUCCAGCUAAAAGUUUCAUUAGUCCCCAUAGUUCUCCUUCUCAUACUCCAACAAGGCAUGGACGGAGUACAGCAUGCGGGGGAAGAGGAAGAAACCCAGACUUCCUUAUGGAAAUUCAGUUAAGCAAGGUGAAAUUCCAGCAUGAGGUGUAUCCAUCAAGUGGGCCACCAAGUGAAUCCAGUCUAUUGGAGCAGCCAGUGUCACGUCAGGUUUUUAUUGUUCAAGACCUGGAGAUCAGAGAUCGCUUGGCUACAUCACAAAUGAAUAAAUUUCUCUAUCUCUACUGUAGUAAUGAGAUGCCCAGAAAAGCACAUUCAAACAUGUUAACAGUUAAAGUCCUGCAUGUUCGGCCAGAGUCUGGCAGAUCCCCACAGGAAUGUUGUUUACGUGUUUCACUGAUGCCACUUCGCCUCAACAUUGACCAGGAUGCCUUGUUUUUUCUGAAGGAUUUUUUCACUAGCCUGUCUACAGAAGUUGAACUUUUAGUGACUCCAGAUCCUGAAGUUAAGAAAUCUGCUGCUACUGAAGUUACCUGCAAUUUGCCCAGACAUGUCAGCAGCCUUAAGGACCCAAGUCCAGUAAUUUCCUUCUCAUCACACAAGCAAACAAAUGAAAAUGGUAGCAUUGAUUCUGUGGAUGUGAUUAAUGUAGAUGAUCACUAUUUCUUACAAGAAAUGACAUCAUACAGUGAUCAGCCGGUAUUUUUCAGAGAAUUUCGGUUUACAUCAGAAGUUCCAAUACGCCUAGACUACCAUGGCAAACAUGUCUCCAUGGAUCAGGGAACAUUAGCAGGGAUUCUUAUUGGACUUGCUCAAUUAAACUGCUCAGAAUUAAAGUUGAAAAAACUUUGCUACCGACAUGGUUUAUUAGGUGUGGAUAAGUUGUUCUCUUAUGCCAUCGGUGAAUGGAUUAAUGAUAUUAAAAAGAACCAGCUACCAGGAAUUUUGGGAGGAGUAGGACCAAUGCAUUCACUAGUGCAGCUGGUCCAAGGCCUGAAGGACUUGGUGUGGUUGCCCAUAGAGCAGUACCGAAAGGAUGGUCGCAUUGUGAGGGGCUUUCAAAGAGGGGCUGCUUCUUUUGGCACUUCCACUGCAAUGGCAGCAUUGGAGCUAACAAACAGAAUGGUUCAAACUAUACAGGCAGCUGCAGAGACCGCGUAUGACAUGGUGUCUCCAGGGCCAACUUUCAUUGAAUCCAAAAAGGUCAAACGAUUCCCGCGACACCGUUUAGCUCAUCAGCCAGUAGACCUGCGGGAAGGUGUGGCCAAAGCAUAUAGUGUAGUAAAAGAGGGGAUUACGGACACAGCCCAUACCAUCUAUGAAACUGCUGCUCGUGAGCAUGAAAACAGAGGGGUAACUGGUGCCGUAGGAGGAGUCCUCCGCCAGAUUCCACCAACUGUGGUGAAGCCUUUUAUUGUUGCAACAGAGGCAACCUCAAAUGUUUUAGGUGGAAUGAGAAACCAGAUCAGGCCAGAUGUACGUCAAGAAGAGUCUCAGAAAUGGCGCCUUGGGGAAGACUGACGUUAUAGAUGUGACUCAGCAGGCAGGUAGCAAGGCUGGAAGUGCAGAAGGUCAUGUCCUGUUGGCAGCUUUUGAUGGAGCUCACUUUGUUUUGUUAUGCUCAUCUCAGGAACAAACAAGGUUUUCAACUACUUAAUAGCAAAACAUCCAACCAAAAAUAUUUAUGAAGUGAAAAGCAAAUUGGUACUUGCUUCUGCUGUGUGUUACCAAUACAUUUGGUAGAUAGUGCCAAACAUAGCAAAGCAUGCGCUGCCAACUCAGAGACAUGCUUGCUCCGUUCCAUUUACCAUAUUUUCAUGGUAGAGUUAACAUCUGAAGCAGUAGCCUGUAUGGUGAAAUUAAGUAUAAUUUAAAAGAGAUUUUUUUCAGCAUAGUUAAAAGAACUGCCUUUAAUAAAGGGUUUUAUAGGAGCUCUUC
Molecule: messenger RNA, 6627 nt
Organism: Tinamus guttatus (white-throated tinamou)
Lineage: Eukaryota; Metazoa; Chordata; Aves; Tinamiformes; Tinamidae
Source: RefSeq, a predicted model, not a curated record